AUGAAGAAGUGCCAGAAUUUGAUAAUAUGCUGCAUAAUUUUUACAACACGAUAUAUUGACCAGGAUUCGUGAUUUUUUUUUUACAUGUCGUGCUUGAACAGUCGAAAUAAGAGAAAUGGGAAAAAAAUUUCCAAAUGAAGUAUUGGAGAAUAUUUUCAAGCAUAUGGAUGCGAGAACUUUAAUGCAUAGCAAGAAAGUUUGUAUUCGUUGGAAAGAAAUUAUUUCGAAGAUGGAACUGAUGGGAAACCUAUGGCUAGAUUAUUGCCUUCGAGAAAUCCCCAAGUGCAUUUUAAUUGAUAUCUCUAAACUUGACCAUGACUUGGUGGAAACGAGUAAAGGAGAUAUUUUUUAUCACAUGCUUUCUAAGAUGGGGUGGAUUUUCUGGAAGGAAAUAUUUAAAGAAUAUGUAAGAGCAUGGCGUGUAAAACAGGAUCUCUAUGUUAUGACAACUGUAAAAUAUAACCAAGACUUUGGCCAAGUAACAGCACUGGCAUUUAAUGAUUUGGUUUUAUAUAGUGGUUUUGAAAAUGGUGAUGUUUUUCUCUGGAAGAAUUUAGACACAGGUCAAAAGAGCACAAAAGUUACUGACUCAGUUUACUCUCCUGUGCAGGCAAUUUACUGUAACCCAAAAGGAAGUAUAACCUCUCAGCUUCAAGGUAUUGGUAAGAAGACAGAGACACUUAUGGUUGUGUACAAAGAUAAGGUGAAACUUUACAGAAAUGAAGGGCGGAAAUCGGCAAGCAAUGUAUCACAAUGGCAGUGGCAGCAAGAAGUUUCUAGGAAGCCAUGUGAAAAUCCCCAUGAGUUCUGUCCCUUACCUGGUGGCCAUUUAUCCUCCUUUGAGUGGUAUUCUGGGGGAUACAUCCACCAGACAGAAGAAACCACAAAACGGAUAAGUGUGUGUGAGGAUUGGAUGGAUAUUCAUAUCACAGCUGCAGCAGCCACCAAAGGAAAGAUAGUAUUUGGAAGGAACUCAGGGGAAGUCUUCUACAUCAGCGGUAGUUCUUCUGUAACAGUGCUGGAUAAUCUGAGAUCCAGGGUCCGACAGCUGAUCAUCAAAGGAAAAACUAUUCUGUGUUUGACUGAUGAUUCACACAUCCAUAUAUCAGCUAACUUUGCUACAUUCUGUAAACUAGAUGCCCACAAAGCCUUUGGGUGUCAUGUGGAAUGUAUAGCAUGGCAGGCGUCAAUACUAGUGAUUGGAACAAAAUAUGGUGUUGUUCACGUUUAUCAUGUUCCCACAGAAAAAAGUCUGCUGGAUUUAGACUUGAACAAGUCCACUGUGAUUCCGUUGAACUGUGAACAUGUGAAUGCCAUAGCAAUAGGGGAUGAUGGGAGUAGACCAGUGGUUGCCGUGGCAACAGAUACUGUCGGAAUCAUGCAUGUCAUUCGUUGGUGAAUUUGUGUUCUUGGAUUCUUGAUUCUUAGUUUUGUUUUUGAAUAUUUAUGGAGUAUAUAUAAUAGAAAUUGCUCCGAUAUCGGUGCAGUGUAAGAGUCACUAAAAAUUUUUUGUUUUG
This is a messenger RNA of Saccostrea cuccullata (small rock oyster), 1517 nucleotides long. RefSeq lists its product as uncharacterized. The record is from RefSeq and is a predicted model, not a curated record. The transcript has 7 exons. The coding region runs from base 116 to 1399 and encodes 427 amino acids. NCBI's taxonomy places the organism in Eukaryota, Metazoa, Mollusca, Bivalvia, Ostreida, Ostreidae. Gene Ontology annotation, molecular function: protein binding.